Messenger RNA from Hipposideros armiger (great roundleaf bat), 483 nucleotides. Its product is annotated as NKG2-A/NKG2-B type II integral membrane protein-like. NCBI's taxonomy places the organism in Eukaryota, Metazoa, Chordata, Mammalia, Chiroptera, Hipposideridae. The transcript is spliced from 5 exons. Gene Ontology annotation, biological process: stimulatory C-type lectin receptor signaling pathway; positive regulation of natural killer cell mediated cytotoxicity. The record is from RefSeq and is a predicted model, not a curated record. The coding region runs from base 1 to 483 and encodes 160 amino acids.
AUGCGUGCAACUGGCAGCCACUCCACAGAAGCCAAUGGAGAGAAAACACCAUGGAACCAGGAACAAGAUCCUUUCCCUGGCACUGCCUCGCCAGUGACUUUUUCAGGCAAAACAACAUCAUGUUUUCCAUCACCUCCAGAGAAGCUCAUUGCUGGGGUCCUGGGACUCAUCUGCCUUGUCUUGCUGUCCUCUGUGGUAACGAUAGCUGUUAUUCCCUCUACUGUAACUCCAGGGCAGAAAAAUUCCUCCUUGACAACAGGGAUCCAGAAAGCAUAUCAUCGUAGACAUUGUCCGAAGGAGUGGUUAACAUAUUCCAACAAUUGUUAUUACAUUAACACUGAAAGAAAAGCAUGGAAUGAGAGUCAGAUGGCCUGUGCUUCUAAGAAGUCUAACCUGCUUUAUAUAGAUAAUGAAGAAGAAAUGGAGUGGCUCUCCAUGCUUCACGAUGAAGAAGCUGGAGCCUUACAAAGCCUGGAUGACUGA